AUGGCUAUUGUCAAAAUAUCUCGGCCGGUACGCCAAAGAAUUGUUCAAGAACAUCACGAUAAAGAUGGUGACAUUUUAUUUGAAGAUGCCGAUAGUGAUUAUGAGCAGGGCAUCGACAUGUCGAAUGUGAAUGCAGGCACAGUCAACAAUACCAACCUGGUGACACCUGGUGAACUAGUUACUGAUGAGACAACUUGGAUGAGAGGUCAUGGUACGUAUUCCGAAGAUAAUAAGAUAUACUCUUCAGUGGCCGGCACGAUUUUGCGGGUGAACAAGCUGCUGAGUGUCAAGCCUUUGCGUGGACGGUACCCGCCAGUUAUUGGUGACCAUGUUGUAGGCCGAAUCACCGAGGUCGGAAAUAAGCGAUGGAAGGUGGACAUUGGCGGAAGUCAAGAGGCGGUGUUGAUGCUAGGGUCUGUGAAUUUGCCCGGCGGUGUGUUGCGACGUAAAUCUGAUAGCGACGAGUUGCAGAUGCGCAAGUUGUUAAAAGAGGGCGAUCUGCUGAACGCUGAGGUACAAUCGAUUUUCCAGGACGGUGCUGCGUCGCUUCACACCCGAUCGCUGCGGUAUGGAAAGCUGCGCAACGGGUACUUUUUGGCGGUGCCUUCAUCGUUGGUGAUCAAGUCCAAGGUUCACGCGUACAAGUUGCCAGAUAAUAUUGACUGCAUUUUGGGUGUUAAUGGGUACAUUUGGCUGAGCAAGCGAACCAAGGCAUCUGCUGCAGAAAAUGCAAACGUGUCGAUUACAAGACUGGAGGAAGAGGCCGGACUGGAGAUUUAUAGCGAUGUGAAUGAGGAGAUUUCAACCAGCACACGUGAGGCAAUUGCACGGUAUGCUAAUUGCAUUCACGCUCUGGCAUAUGCGGAGAUCGGCAUCAAUGAGUCGCGGAUAAUAGCAGCUUACGAUGCCAGCAAUAUUUACAAAACUGCGGCUGAUUUGGUUGAGAAUGAGGUCAAGUUGGCCAUUGCCAAUGAAGUGGUUAAGCGGGAGCGUGAAGCGAAUUAG
Messenger RNA from Magnusiomyces paraingens, 1005 nucleotides. RefSeq lists its product as uncharacterized. The record is from RefSeq and is a predicted model, not a curated record. Lineage: Eukaryota; Fungi; Ascomycota; Dipodascomycetes; Dipodascales; Dipodascaceae. Gene Ontology annotation, molecular function: RNA binding. Bases 1 to 1005 code for a protein of 334 amino acids. The transcript has 2 exons. Gene Ontology annotation, cellular component: nuclear exosome (RNase complex); cytoplasmic exosome (RNase complex). Gene Ontology annotation, biological process: exonucleolytic trimming to generate mature 3'-end of 5.8S rRNA from tricistronic rRNA transcript (SSU-rRNA, 5.8S rRNA, LSU-rRNA); poly(A)-dependent snoRNA 3'-end processing; CUT catabolic process.